AGUUCUCCUGGCUCCCAGUAGGAGGCGGAGAGCCAAGGGGCGUGCAAGAGCGAGGGGGCUGGGCUCCCGGGUGGCAGGAGGCCGUAGCUGCGGAGCGGCCGCCCUCGAUCCGGGCGAUGGAAGAGGAAACAAGCGAGGGGGCCGGUUCCUGAGCUUCGUAAUUCCUGUGUCGCCUUCUGGGCUCGCAGCCUGCCGGGUCGCAUGAUCCCUCAAACCGGAGCUGUUUUUUUUUUUUGCAAGCCGCCGCGAGGCCGGCUGAGUUACCGGCAUCCCGGCUGCCACCUCCUCUCCCGACCUAUGAUACAAAAGAUCUUCCGGGGGCUGCACCUGCCUGCCGUCGCCUGAGACGGAUUUGAAUCUCUUUCUCUCCCUUCAGAACCUUAUCUUGGCUUUGGAUCGCAGAAGAAGACCACUAAGCAGAGACCAGACUCAGUGAGUGAGCAGGUGUUUUGGACAAUGGACUGGUCGAGCCUAUCCCUAUUAUAAAAAUGUCUCAGAGCAACCGGGAGCUGGUUGUUGACUUUCUCUCCUACAAGCUUUCCCAGAAAGGAUACAGCUGGAGUCAGUUUAGUGAUGUGGAAGAGAACAGAACUGAGGCCCCAGAAGGGCCUGAAUCAGAGAUGGAAACCCCCAGUGCCAUCAAUGGCAACCCAUCCUGGCACCUGGCGGACAGCCCUGCAUUGAACGGAGCCACUGGCCACAGCAGCAGCUUGGAUGCCCGGGAGGUGAUCCCCUUGGCAGCAGUGAAGCAAGCACUGAGGGAGGCUGGCGAUGAGUUUGAACUAAGGUACCGGCGGGCAUUCAGUGACCUGACAUCCCAGCUCCACAUCACCCCAGGGACAGCAUAUCAGAGUUUUGAGCAGGUAGUGAACGAACUCUUCCGGGAUGGGGUGAACUGGGGUCGCAUUGUGGCCUUUUUCUCCUUCGGUGGGGCGCUAUGCGUGGAAAGCGUAGACAAGGAGAUGCAGGUAUUGGUGAGUCGGAUCGCAAAUUGGAUGGCUACUUACCUGAAUGACCACCUAGAGCCUUGGAUCCAGGAGAACGGCGGCUGGGACACUUUUGUGGAACUCUAUGGGAACAAUGCGGCAGCCGAGAGCCGGAAGGGCCAGGAACGCUUCAACCGCUGGUUGCUGACGGGCAUGACUGUGGCCGGCGUGGUUCUGCUGGGCUCGCUCUUCAGUCGGAAAUGACCAGACACUGACCACCCACUCACUCUUCUACCCUCUCCUGCCCCCACCACAUCCUCCAUCCAGCCACCAUUGCCACCAGGAGAACCACUACACGCAGCCCACAGCCACCUAUCCACCCAUCACAGGGUUGGGCCUAGACCUGGUCCCUAGCAAUUAGUUUUCUAGAAUAUACCAUGCUUCUGUGAGAGCCGUCCUCCCCCACACUUCAGUUCUCCUGUCCUCAAAACCCACAGUUUCCCCCAAAUCUGCCCCGUGGAAGCUGGCAGGCGUGGGGUUAGUGGCUGGAGGCUGGAGGGCCCUACCUGAUUGGUGGAACCCCCCUUAACCCUUAGCUACCCCAAGAAUGCUUUCCUGCCAGGGAGCUGGAGAGUUCUCUGACCUUUUUCCCCAGAAAGAGAGACUAGAUUGCCUUCGUUUUGAUGUUUGUGGCCUCAGAAUUGAUCACUUCCUAUCCCCCACCCCAGGUCCUGGGUCCCCUUCCUUUUAUCCCCACUCCCCAAAGCCACUUAGGGGCCACUUCUGACUAUAUUAGGGCUUCAGGCUGCUUAGAAUAAAGAGACAAGGAUCAGAAGUCUCCUCAUCUCUGACCUGGCCAAAGGCCCCUCCCCAGUCCCAGUCUCCUCCAGGGGCCUCCGGCUAGAGGCCAGCCCCCCACCCCCCAGGGCAGGGGCUUUAGCUGCAGGAAGCACCCCAGCCAAAGCCUGGGUGGCCCUUGCAGUUCAGCACCAUCCCAGUGCCACCACCACCCCCUCCCCUGGCUCCCAUGAUCUCCACUGAGGGACCAACUGGGCCCAAGACAGGUGCCCUAGAGCUGUUUAUGGCCUCAGCUGCCUCACUUCCUGCAGGAGAUCAGCCUGUGGCAUCUUUGCCUUGGGCUGCUUGCCCAUGGGAUCCAGGGGUUUAGGGGGACUUGGCCCACAGGUGAAGAGAGCUACAGGGAGCAGCUGUGGAAGCCCCAGGGU
This is a messenger RNA of Condylura cristata (star-nosed mole), 2152 nucleotides long. It is a transcript of the gene BCL2L1, whose product is annotated as BCL2-like 1. Gene Ontology annotation, molecular function: protein heterodimerization activity; protein homodimerization activity. The transcript has 3 exons. Gene Ontology annotation, cellular component: mitochondrial outer membrane. NCBI's taxonomy places the organism in Eukaryota, Metazoa, Chordata, Mammalia, Eulipotyphla, Talpidae. The record is from RefSeq and is a predicted model, not a curated record. The coding region runs from base 489 to 1190 and encodes 233 amino acids. Gene Ontology annotation, biological process: extrinsic apoptotic signaling pathway in absence of ligand; negative regulation of intrinsic apoptotic signaling pathway; intrinsic apoptotic signaling pathway in response to DNA damage.